Molecule: messenger RNA, 1227 nt
Organism: Adineta steineri
Lineage: Eukaryota; Metazoa; Rotifera; Eurotatoria; Adinetida; Adinetidae
Source: the annotation of a GenBank genome assembly
AUGCAAGAACCACCAAUUCCAGGAGAUCAGCAUAAAAAAGAAAAUACUUUAUCAACAAAAUAUGAAUUUCUUCUUUGGACUUGUGUUUUAAUUCCAGUAUCAAUUAUUAUUGGUGUUAUUGCAAUAGUUAUAGUCAUUCGCUAUCAAUCAUCAUUUUCAUCCAUCGAUAUAAAAUAUGACAUUGAUAUUCCAUGUAAUUCAUUAAAAUUUGCAAAGUAUGCAAGUUAUUCAACUGGAAAGGGUGUAUAUUCAAUAAGCACUGGCUACUUAGAUUCAGAUUUAUUGCUUGAUAUUGUUGUUACUAAUUAUGAUGCUUCAAAUAUUGGUAUAUACUAUGGUUCCGGAAACGGAAAAUUUCAAAAUCAAAAAUCAAUUACUGCGACUUCAGAUGUUAGUUAUGUUGCUGUUAGAGAUAUGAAUAAUGACAAUAAAUCUGAUAUAAUUUUAGCUUAUGCCGCAUUAAAUAAAAUUGCCAUUUUAAUCAAUAAUGGCAACCAAAAAUUCAGUUCACCAAUAACUUAUCCAGUUGGAAUUUAUCCAUAUUGGCUUGACAUUUCAGAUUUUAAUAAAAAUAAUUUAUUAGACGUUGUUGUUGUUAAUUCUCCGGAUAAUUCUGCUACUAUUUUAUAUGAUUAUUAUAAUCUAUCAUUCAAUUCUUUGAAAACAUAUACAGUCGGAAAUGAUGUUACAGCUGUAUUUGUUGCUGAUUUUAAUAAUGAUUCGUAUCCUGAUUUUGUUACUACUGAUAAUAGUGAUAAUACGAUUAGUGUUGUUAUUAAUUCUAAAAAUGGAACAUUUAAAAAUAGAAAAACAUAUUAUACAGGUAUCGAACCAUGGGGUCUAGCUAGUGCUGAUUUAAAUAAUGAUAAUUUUAUAGAUAUUGUUAAUACUAAUUAUGGUUCAUAUACAUUAAGUGUUUUAUUUAAUGAUGGAUAUGGAAACUUUAAUAGACGGGAUACAUACUAUAUUGGUGGAAAUCCAAUAUCAGUAGCAUUAGCUGAUUUAAACAAUGAUACAUUCAUUGAUAUUAUUACUACAAAUUACGUUGAUAAAUAUGUUUAUAUUUUAUUAAAUAAACAAAAUGGAAAAUUUCAAACAUAUCAAAGAUUCAGCACCGAUAAGAAUGUUUAUGCUAUUACAACUGGAGAUUUUAAUCAGGAUGGAAAAAUAGAUAUUGCUCUUAUUACUUAUCAAAAUACUUUGAAUAUUCUUUUAAAUCUAUGUUAA